AAUGUCGGAGAAUCUGGAACAACUUGACGCUGUCAGCGCUCACAGUGGUGAAAUUAUUAAACGAAUUGCGUACCACACAUUGACGCAAUUAAUUUUGACGUAUAUUCCGUUUAUGUUGCAAGUUUUCUGGAAAAAGUAUUGUUUAUGCGUUAUCGUUAUUGUAUAUAAAAUUAAUUAUGGAAACUCCUGGAUCUCGGGCGCUCGAAGCUGCUAAAAAUCUGAAUGACUUGGCGAUUUUUAAAAAACCAAUUGGUGUUGCAAAGAAAAGUAAACACGUUCAUUCGAAAAUUUUAGAUGAAGAUACGUAUAUUGAAAAGAUGGGAGAAAUUAUACAGAGAGAUUUUUUUCCACAUCUGGAAAAGCUUCAGGCUCAGAAUCAGUAUUUGGAUGCGUUAGAACAAAAUGACGUGAAAAGAAUGAGGGAGCUUUAUGAGAAAUAUAGUUCUGGCCGACCUGCUACAGAGAGACCUGCCAGUCCAGCUACUUUUGAAACUCCAAUACGUAAGGAUGAAUCAGAAGAUGAACAUUUUAGAUCUAUAAAAGUAACCAGAGAUGUACCUUGUAAAACAGAGUCAAAAGAAAAGGAUAUAGAGAAUAGAGUAGGUUUAGAUACAUUUUUAAGUAUUAAUACUAGCGAGGAUAAUGCAAGUUUUGAAGAAAUGAUGGUUGAAGCGGAGAAAAGACGUAAAUUAAAAUAUGCAUGGCUUUACGAAGCUGAAGAAAAAUCAAAUUUACUUACUAUAGAAAAAUCUAACAAUAGUCCUUUAGCCAUUGAAAAUGAAAACAAGAGACAACCGGUAUUGGACACUUGGAAUUAUAAAAAUAAAAAUUAUAUUAUGUAUAUUCCUGAUGGCGUAGAAUUAACACCAGAUGAAAAGGUAGAUUUAGCAAGAAGGAAACAGAUGGUAAUGCAUGAAAAUACACGACUGAGAGUGAAUCCAUUCAAUGAACAACAGAAUAAAGAAACUAUUAAUGAAUUGGCAAAACAUCAAUCAAAAGUUAACGACGGUAAAAUUGGGGUAGAUGGAAAGGAAGUCGUAAAAAAUGCAGCGCCAACGGUGAAUGGAUAUAGCUUUGUAGCUACUCCUAGUCCUAGACCAGGAGAAUGUGAAAGUCCGUUGAUGACAUGGGGUGAGAUCGAAGGAACUCCUUUUAGGUUGGAUGGCGGUGAUACUCCAUUGUUGAGAACUAGUCAAGGCCCUUCAUUUAGGAUGGCAGAACCACCAAAAAGAGAACAAAUCGCUUUACAAUUAGCCGAGAAAGCCGGUGAACGGCAUAGAGAUAGGAAGAAUAAAGCACUCGAAGCAGCAAGAAAAUCGUUGGCGACACCUUCCCCAAGAUCGACCAUCGACAGGUUAAGUACCAUGUCACCCGCAGCAAGAAGACUGGCAACGCAAAAGCUUCGUAUAGCGCAUACUCCUUCGCCUCGAAGAGUUUCUUUAUCGAGAACACCGUCUAUAGGUAUCAGGACACCGACGACACCUAGAGCAAAUACACCAUUGAAACGUGACACAGAUUCAACGUCGGAAAGAAAUAAUGGUACUAGCCGAAGAUCGGACGGUCCUGUUCUAACAGACAAUUUACUCAAUUUACCACCUCAAAGACAAAGGGCUUCUGAUUUCUUUAAGAAAAGAAGAGAAUUAAUCAAGUACAGAGUACAAAGUAACUACGUAAUAAUGUGGUCGACUUGGGUAAAGGGUAUAACGUUAUUGCUCUUGAUCUCUUCUGUCUUGGCUCAAGAUGGAUGCGCUUGCGGCAAUCUUGGAUCAGGUAACAAUCCAUGCAGCUGUAACGACGUCAUUGUUAAAGCUACCGAAGUGACGAAACCUAUACAAUAUGUAUCUCCAGAAGCAAUAAACGAAGCUGUAAUAAUCCGUGAAGGUGGAAAACCGGGAUGUUCUGAAACGCAAACUAAUACAUUGAUUACAUCGGACUUUAGUACUGCGACUACACAAUCGGAUACUACAACUACUGUAAUUGAUAAUACGUUAACUCCAAGCAAUGGUAUUUCUAGUUCGUCUAUCAACCUAGACGUUCCCAAUAAAUAUUCUUCCUCCGACUUGAUCAGUGUCACCAGUCAGAAAGAAGUUCCUCCUUCGGAUAAUAAUGUCCAAAUAGUACCUAGUUUCUCGCCUAUCAAUAAUCUUUGCAAUCCGAGCAAACUAACGGCAUUACACACAACAUUAGGAACACGCGUUAAAGUAACUCCUGCGUAUCCUGUUAAAAUGAGAUGUUGUAAAGGUAGUCCUUAUCAAGAAUGUAUCAAGUACAUAUCGGGUAUUCGUGGUAAUCCUUCUAGCGUGACAACUCAUAUCGGAACUCCUACCGGAUUGCCUCAAUUCGGAAGUGGAAGUUACAGUUCUAAUAUCAUUUACGAUAUUCCUACACCUUUUGGAACUCCUAACGGACUGUCUCAAUCAGAAUCCGGAAUUGGAAGUUACGAUACCUCUAGUAUCAUCAACGAAACUCCUUCUCUUUUUGGAACUCCUAACAGAUUGUCUCCACUGGGAUUCGGAAGUGGAAAUUACGGUAGCUCUAGCAACGUUUACGAUAUUUCUAAUCCGUUCGGAACUCCUAAUGGAUUGUCUCAACCAGGAUUCGGAAGUGGAAGUUACGAUACUCCUACUUCUUUCGGAAAUACCAACGGAUUUCCUCAAUCUGAAUUUGGAAACGGAGGUUACACUGGCUCUAAUAACAUCUACGGUACUCCUUUUGGAACUGCUCCAAACGGAUUUCCAUCGCAACGUCGACCACAAGACCAAUUACCAGCAGAUCCCAUAUCGUUGACUCUUGCUUAUAAAAAUCUGGUUGCACCACAGAUAUAUUAUAACAAAGGAAAGAAAUUAGUAUCGGAGGGAAGUAUAUCGUUCGGACAUAGAACAUUGCCGAUCGAAUUGAAGAAAGAAAAGAAAUUGAUCGACGUACCCGAAGAAAAACUUGUUAUCGUCGAUAGGCCUAUCGUCGAAUUGAAACACUCUCCUGCAAGUUCUACGAUAAUCGGAGAGAACGACGACGACGACGAUGAUAAUCUUGCCGAGCUUGAAGCUAUGGAGCGAGAAAAUUUGGAACAGAGAGAACAAGUCAAUCGCGUGAGAACGAAUUUUUUAAGUUACGGAGACGUAGGUUACCGACCAAUCGAUAUAAACGUUGUCGAGCCAGGCCUCACCGUAAAAAUACCUUCGUCAAAUCCUCAAGGAGUAGAUCAAAGGAUUGUACCAAAUGGAGAAGAAAAUGGCGUAGGUGGAAAAUUAAUUGGAACAAAUGUAGGAUAUAAAUCGAAAGGAUCUUGCGGACCAACUGGACCACCUUUACCAGGCUAUAUACCAGGAGCUGUGAUAAUUAAAAACGAAGUCGAAACGGAGAUACCAAGAGAUAUUGAACAGAUUGACACGAAUUCUUACAACUACAACGUCGAUAACAUUGAAACUAACGAGGACAUCCAACUUGGUCCAGAAUCAGGAAUCAUAGCCAGAUUACGCAAUGCAGCACGAAAACAUUCGGUAUCGUCCUUGUGUUUUCACUGAUGAUCUACUCUAGCUCGCUCGAAUACAUGGAGAAAUUCUAAUCGUCUAUUAAAUAUCAAACGUAUCGUUUGAAAUCUUUAUCGUGCCAUCUUGUUUCGCGUAUAAAAUAUUUACUUGAAACAUGUGAUACAUUUAGCAAAUAUACAUACAUAUAUCUAAUAAAAUAAAA
Molecule: messenger RNA, 3693 nt
Organism: Vespula pensylvanica (western yellowjacket)
Lineage: Eukaryota; Metazoa; Arthropoda; Insecta; Hymenoptera; Vespidae
Gene: Es2
Exons: 7
Coding region: 177-3524 (1115 amino acids)
Cellular component (GO): catalytic step 2 spliceosome
Source: RefSeq, a predicted model, not a curated record